GCAGAGAGAGGACUAACUGCCAUCUUUUAUACCUUUUGCCGUAAAACUCCUAUUUCUGGGCUGAAUAUUCUUGAUGAUGCCGGCUAUUCUAUUUUACACCAUGCUGCUUUACAUAAUAGAGUGGCAGUUGCUUCUCAGUUAGCAAAAGCUGGUGUGGAUUUAAACCAACAACGAAGUAGUAAUUUUGGUACACAAGGACCCACUGCAUUACACUUGGCAGCUCAGUGUGGCUCACUUGAAGUUCUAUCCUGCUUGCUGGCUUUAAAUGCAGAUUACAAGUUAUGUGACAAGCGUGGCUGGAUGGCAAUACAUGUCGCUGCAUUCUAUGGCACAAUUCCCUGUAUCAGAGCGUUAUACAGGAAAGACCCUGAUCUUCUAGAG
Molecule: messenger RNA, 381 nt
Organism: Staurois parvus
Lineage: Eukaryota; Metazoa; Chordata; Amphibia; Anura; Ranidae
Source: the annotation of a GenBank genome assembly